Molecule: messenger RNA, 4743 nt
Organism: Harpia harpyja (harpy eagle)
Lineage: Eukaryota; Metazoa; Chordata; Aves; Accipitriformes; Accipitridae
Gene: ETV3
Product: ETS variant transcription factor 3
Exons: 5
Coding region: 195-1778 (527 amino acids)
Biological process (GO): cell differentiation; regulation of transcription by RNA polymerase II
Cellular component (GO): nucleus
Molecular function (GO): DNA-binding transcription factor activity, RNA polymerase II-specific; sequence-specific DNA binding
Source: RefSeq, a predicted model, not a curated record
GGGCGGUGGCGGCGGUUCCGGUUCCGGCGGCCGUGCGGGGGAGGCAGCGGCGGCGGCGGCAGCAGCGAGGCAAGCGGCGCGUACCCCGCAUCGGCACCGCGGCCCGGGCGCGCUCCGCCGCCCCACCGCACCCGCUUCAACCCGCUGGACCCGGCCCGGCCCGCGCCGCCCCCGCAGUCAGCAGGAGGGAGAAAAUGAAAGCAGGCUGCAGCAUUGUGGAUAAGCCAGAAGGAGGAGGAGGUUAUCAUUUCCCAGAGUGGGCUUACAAGACUGAGUCCAGCCCCGGCUCCCGGCAAAUCCAGUUAUGGCAUUUCAUCCUGGAGCUGCUGCAGAAGGAGGAGUUUCGCCAUGUCAUCGCCUGGCAGCAAGGCGAGUACGGAGAGUUUGUCAUCAAGGACCCUGACGAAGUGGCCAGGCUGUGGGGCAGAAGAAAAUGCAAACCCCAGAUGAACUACGACAAGCUGAGCCGGGCUCUCAGAUACUAUUACAACAAGAGGAUUCUCCACAAGACAAAAGGCAAAAGGUUUACCUACAAGUUCAACUUCAACAAGCUGGUGAUGCCUAACUACCCGUUCAUUAACAUUCGGCCUAAUGGUGUUGUGCCACAGAGCGCUCCUCCUGUCCCCACAGCUUCAUCCCGCUUCCAUUUCCCACCACUGGACAGCCACUCUCCCACCGAAGAUGCCCAGCCUGGUCGGUUCUCCGGUGGGUCCCUGGUCCCAUCCAACCCAGAAGUGUUGGGUGACAGCGGCGAGAGGAAGCCGGACAUGCCGGAGCUGGAGGAUGGCUCCUCGGAUUGGCGCCGUGGUGUGGAUCUUAUGGCCUCACGCAACGCCGUGGGCACUGGUAGCAUCAACCACCAGAAGCGCAAGCCCGAUAUUAUGCUCCCUCUCUUCACCAGGCCCGGGAUCUACCCGGAUCCUCACAGCCCCUUUGCCGUGUCCCCUCUGCCAGGGCGUGGAGGGGUCCUAAACGUCCCAAUCUCUCCUGCAUUGUCCCUGACUCCCACCCUUUUCUCCUACAGCCCCUCUCCGGGCCUCAGCCCCUUCACAGGUAGCAGCUGCUUCUCUUUUAACCCCGAGGAAAUGAAACACUACCUGCAUUCGCAAGCUUGCUCCGUCUUCAACUACCACCUGAGUCCACGGACUUUCCCCCGCUAUCCGCUCAUGGUGCCGCCACUACAGUGCCAAAUGCCCCUUGAGGAGCAGCCCCAGUUCCCCAUCAAGCUACAGCCUCCACCUGUGGGGCGCAAAAACAGAGAGAGACUGGAAAGUGCUGAGGAGCCGGUGGCCCCCCAGCUAGCUGCUCCUCCUCCCAGGGUCAAGGUUGAGCCCAUGAUGGACAAGGAGGCAGAGUCCGAAGAGCCACUGGCGAAAGGAAAAGACAAAAGUGAGAGAGAGGAAGGCUCUGGCAUGGCAGCCAGCCUGGAAGAGGAGAAAGGGCCUGUGUUUGUCAGACCAGCUGCCCCGUCGUGGCACCCAGCCCCACUGGCACCCACCCAAGCCAGCUUCUCAGCUGAAGAAUCCCAGGAGCAAGGGGAGAGCAGCGGGGAGAAGUCAUCCCGAGAGUCUGCCGGAGAAUCGGGGGCUCAGGAGAAGAGAGAGGAUGCCCUGAUGCCUCCGAAGCUGCGUCUCAAGCGCCGCUGGAACGGUGACCGGCAGGCAGAUGUCCCCGAGGAGCACCAGAAUGGCCGAGUCCACUGGAACGGGGCACUGGGCAGCCCACACCUCACAGCAGGUCCCAAGGCCGUGACGGCCACAGCUGCCUCCGACACCUAAGCCCGGGGGAGCUUUGCAGUCCGUCUGUGCUGAAAACAUCUGUGUAUUUAUGUAGCAAGGUUGCAGAGCGUGGGGGGCGGGCGGGGGGCUGGGGCUAGCCUGGUUUGGUAAUUCUAGAAACUAGGGGGUUUGUGUUCUUUGUUUUCAUUGUUGAAUUGCAGGUGAGACGCGGUUGUCUUGCUCCGAUUAGGAGAGGCGAGGGAAGCCGGCCGCCCUUGUGCGUGAGCUUCAGGCCUUGCACGAACUCCAGCGGGGUUGAGGCCUCCACCGGGACGGAGGAACUCCAGACACGGUCUAUUUUAUAUACACUCUAGCAUUUAUAGAAGCAGGAAUCUCCGAAUUCAUCUAGUUCCCUUUUUUUUAUAUAUAUAUGGAGCCUGGUGCGAUGGUGGGAGAGGAUUUCCUGCCUGUUCGAGACGUGCCGUGUGUCAGCCUCGGAAGCCGCCUGUAUUUUGCGGGGAGGGUGUGCUGGGGGACAGGCUGAGGGAAUAUUGCACUGUCUGUGGAGUGGAGAAGGUUGCAGAAAGACAACUUGGAAAGUCACUGGCGCGCCAGCAAGGUGGGACGCUGCUGGAGAGAGGGAGCCGCGUUCCCAGCGAGCGGAUCUCGGUAGCGCUUCAGGAUAUGUUAGUCGUCCUUUUCGCCUUUCUGAAAUACUGCAGAAGCCAUGAGCAAAAGAUUUAAAAAAAAAAAAAAAAAAAAAAAUCUUUCAGGGAAGGGAGUGGGGUGGGAAAAAAAAAAUAACCUAAUGCCUUUAAUAUACGCAUUAAAAUGUAACCUAGGUUUUGUUUUUUUUUUUUUUCCUAAUUGUAUGGGUGGAGUUGGGAGUGAUUGGAAGAUUAACACUGAAAUGAUUGUGGUGAGUUCAUAGAGAAGGAAUGACAGGAGCUUUGUUAAAACUUACUUCCUUUGUUUGGUUCCCCUAUCACUUUGACUCAUGCCUUAACUACGUGUACACUUUAUGCGAGCAGGGUCUAUUGACAGGAGCAGCCUGCGCCAGAGCCGGAUGCACUUGGCCGAGGUUGGGUUUCGCGGAGAUUUUGAAUUUUGCCUGAUGACGGAGAAGUGAUGGAGAGUGUGGUGGUUGCGGGAGCGAAGGAUAGUGGAGGGGCAGCUGUGCCUGCCAGGCUCUGUCUCCGCAGGCUGGGUCAAGGCGGGGUUCGCCAUGUAAAUCUCGCUGUAUUUUUGCUAUAAAUCUGCUAUUUCCCUACGCAGCUGCGUUUCUUGUUAGGCUGAUGAACUUAGGCUCCGGGUUACACUGAGGAACACGCUUGUCUCCCGCUGUGUCGGGACGAAUCCCUAACGAUUCCUUGAAAGGAGCUUGGAAACAACCCAUCUCCACGGGGAUAAGAGCUGUAUCCAGAGAGCGGCUGAUUAUUCACACGGUCGUAGGCGAGAGGCGUGCGCGGGCAGAUUUUUCCAGUCGAGGACUCGGUAACUGUUGGAGGAGGACAGGGAGCAUGUGUGAGCACAAGAUUAUUUGCAGACAUUGUUAGAUGGGGCUGGUUGGGCCCUGCCGAAAGAAGAUUCCGUGCGUGGUACCCAAAGAGGUCCCGGGGAGGGGGGGGAUGCAGGAGCCGUAAUCCGCUUACCUGGGUGAGCUCGGCUCCGGACCCCCAGCACCUGAAUUUACCUCCACGGCCAGAGCCGAGUGUGGAGGAAAGGGGGAAGGAACCCCUCAAUCCGGUCCCGGAGAGGGGAUCGAGUGAACUCAGGAAUUAGAAACACGAGGCCUUUUCCAUCAGUAAUGCAUAUCGUCACCCUUCCUCACGCCCAAGUGCCGGAGCCCGUGGGUGCCUCUCCCGUUUGAGGAGGGGGCUGGUGGGGCAGGGAGCCACCCUUCUUGCCCUUAAUUUAAGGCAAAAAAACCAACAAAAAACAGAAAAGUUGAACUGUUGUUUGGCUUUAAAAGUUUGUAAUUGGUUUUGGGGGGCUGGGGAGGGGAGGGAGGGGGUGUUGUCUUCAUAGCCAUUGCACUGCAAACCGGGAGCUCCGCGUUCAGGGAUAAAGGACUCAGGUUCUCAGGACAACGGACCAGUGACCGGCUGCGGGUGAUGGGCUCCGCUUUGGAAAGGAGGGGGGGUUAAGGGGUGGGCCGGGGGCGGCCAGCCAGCCCCCCCUUCCCCGCUCCCUCCACACUAGCAGCGUCACCCACGUCCCUGCCGGCUCAGGGGGUCACCUCGGUGCAAGGUGGGGGCUCCUCCCGACCAGACUUCACAUUGCCUAGCAGCAGCCUCGGAGGAGGGCGCUUAUAAAUACAUUUUAAAUAAUAAAUGAAAAAAAUAUAUAUAUAUUCCGAUGUGCCAAAAUAUUUAAACUUGUAAAGUUUAAAUGGUUGAAAUCUCAACGUCCACCUGUAUUAAUUAAUCAAGAGCAUGUUAAUGUUUAAACCAUUUUUGCUUUGUUUAGUCAUAGAGAAUCUGUAGGAAAGAGACUUUAAUCGGACAACCAGCAGUAAGCCAAGAUAUUUGGGGGGAAAAAAAAAAAAAGAUCAAGAUGGGGCAGGGAGGAUUAGCCACACAUCUCCCUGCAGUGGUGAGCGAGCUUGGCAGAACUUAACGAGCUGUAGAGCCAAGACGACCCCCGGGCUGGGGCCACCGUGCCCGUCCCCUCCUCAAAAUGCCAGGGAGGAGGAGGAGGAAGAGCCCCUCUCCAGAAGCAUUAACUUUGGCGGCCGAUCACAUCGCCAUGAUCGCCUGUAGGAGGUUCCACCUGUUGCUUGGUUGUCCCUUGCUUUUAUUUAUUCCAUAAUUAUGUUUUUGUUUUUAAAGUAACUUUUUUUUCAUGGGGUUUUUUUUUUUUCCUCUUUUUGUCUUAUGGAUCCUGGUGGGUUUAAAAAAAAUGAAUUUCUUCUUUUGGUUUGAAAUAAUCGUAAUCAGAUUGUUUAAAAAAAGUUCGAUUUUUUAGAGUGCUUUUAAGGAGAAAGUAUUUACCAAUAGAAAGUUGGUUUUUUGGUUGUUUUUUU